AUGCUCAAUUACGAUUUAGACAUCCAACACAUUUCUUCCAACGACUUCGGUUGCGCAGACAUGCUGUCCCGGCUUAUCGACCGUACUUCUCGACCGGAAGAGGAAUACGUCGCAGCAGUAAUCAACCUGGAAGAAGACAUAGUGAGUAUCAUUAACGACUCAUUAGACAAACUUCCAGUGGCAUUCACAGCAUUACAACAUGCGACGAAGAAGAGCACCGUUCUACAAUUUGUGUCCAAAUUCAUCGAGGAAGGUUGUCCACGGGAUUCGAAGUCGAUCACAAACCCAGAUCUCUUGCCGUACUACAAUUGGCGGGACUCGCUCAGCAUCGUCAAUGGCUACGUGAUGCUACACGACCGUGUAGCAGUUCCUCACCAGUUCCAGAGAAAAAUCUUGAGACAGUUACAUCAGGGCCACCCGAGAGUGGUUCGCAUGAAGGCAAUUGCUCGCAGUUUCGCCUACUGGCCCGGCAUUGACAUCGAAAUUGAAGAAUUCGUGCGCAACUGCAGUCCCUGCUGCAUAGCCGGAAAAGCACCGGUCAAAACGACGCUUGAGUCGUGGCCUGCACCGUCGAAGCCAUGGUCUAGAAUACACAUCGACUAA
Messenger RNA from Armigeres subalbatus, 603 nucleotides. RefSeq lists its product as uncharacterized. The record is from RefSeq and is a predicted model, not a curated record. The transcript has a single exon. Bases 1 to 603 code for a protein of 200 amino acids. Lineage: Eukaryota; Metazoa; Arthropoda; Insecta; Diptera; Culicidae.